AUGGCCAAAAAACUGCCGGAAGACGUGGUGUUCCAGACGCUGCUAUCGCUGCCAGUCGUUUCUUUAUUGCGGUUCAAGUGCGUCUGCAAAUCCUGGUACGCUCUCAUUACUCGCCCUGACUUCAUCAGAGAACACAUCCUCCACCAUCGCUCCCCUUCAAAGAAGAACAAGAAUGCCCUUUUUCUCCUGGACCGCAUAGAUAAAACUACCAAUGAUCAUCUUCUCUCCACUCUUUCUUACCAAACACUCCGAGUAUCGCUUACACAACCUUUGCCUCCACCGUAUUCUGGGAUCGACGAGCAAUUCAACGUUUUUGUGGUGGGUUCUUGCGAUGGUCUGAUCUGCCUUUCCGAUGCCUCUGCCUGGAAAAUUGUUCUAUGGAACCCUGCCACUAAAGAAACAAAUGUUGUACCCGAAUCAAGAUUUCACCACCUUCCUAGUAACUAUUGCUCCUAUAGUAAUGCUGUCGGAUUCGGUUUUGAUUCCAAGACUAAUGACUACAAGAUAAUCAGGAUUCUUCGCCUCGUUAACUCCGAUCCCUCCGGACCGUACUACGAAAGUGACCUAUAUAGCUUAAGCACCAAUUCUUGGAAACUAGUUCAAAGUCAACCCUGGUUUGAUGUCCCGUACUUCUUCAUUUACGACGGUUUGAUGGGUACGAGGACAUACACUAAUGGAAUGGCUUCAUGGCGGGCACAAGGUGACUGCGAGGAUAUUUUGUCAUUUGAUAUGAGCAAAGAGGUUUUCCUUAGAACACCGAUGCCAGCUGAAAGCGCUAUUGGGAGUGGGCUUUAUGAUUGGAGAGACAUGUUUGUGUUGAAUGAAUCGGUUGCUCUGGCUUUUCGUAUCCCAAAUGAAGAACAGUCAGAGGUUUGCUUUCAUAUAUGGUUGUUGGGUGAGUUUGGUGCCGAGGAAUCUUGGAGGAAGAUAUAUACUCUGGGACCUCUUACAGGAUUUGACAUUGUAUUAGGGUUUUGGAAGGAUAAUGCUCUGUUUUUGGAAAGUGCUGAUGGUCGACUGUUCUUGUAUGACUCCUCUUCCAAAGAAAUGAACCAUCUUCAAAUUGAUGGAGCACCGAUGACGUUGCAGUUGAUGACUUUCAUGGAGACCUUAAUUUCUGUCAAGGGGGGAGAUGAAACUGAAGAACAGGAUAAUUCCUGA
Carya illinoinensis is the source of this 1161-nucleotide messenger RNA. RefSeq names its product F-box/kelch-repeat protein At3g23880-like. The record is from RefSeq and is a predicted model, not a curated record. The transcript has a single exon. Bases 1 to 1161 code for a protein of 386 amino acids. NCBI's taxonomy places the organism in Eukaryota, Viridiplantae, Streptophyta, Magnoliopsida, Fagales, Juglandaceae. Gene Ontology annotation, molecular function: protein binding.